AGGACGCAUGCGUUGGCAGGCUUGAUACGAGGAAAGCUGAUAUCCUUUCGCAGUUUAUGUUUUGAAACACACCGUUCAACUUUGCUGAUUUUUCGUAGCUGAAAAUACCUCAACGAAAUGUACGGUUUUGUGAACCACGCUUUGGAGCUGCUGGUUUUGAAAACCUUCGGUGAAGAGACGUGGGAAAGGAUAAAGAAAAAUGCUGAAGUGAGCAUGGAAGGACAGUUCUUGGUGCGUCAAAUUUACGAUGACGAAAUGACCUAUAAUAUCGUAGCAGCAGCUGUUGAAGUGCUCAAUAUUCCAGCAAACGCAAUCUUAGAACUGUUCGGAAAGAUGUUUUUUGAUUUUUGUCAAGAUUCUGGAUACGAUAAAAUACUUCAAGUAUUGGGAGCUACUCCGAGAGAUUUUUUACAGAAUUUGGACGCAUUGCAUGAUCAUUUGGGCACCCUGUAUCCUGGUAUGAGAGCUCCAUCGUUCAGAUGUACCGAAAGACCCGAAGAUAAAGCGUUACUUUUGCAUUAUUACUCGGAACGUCCUGGCUUGGAAUACAUUGUGAUUGGAAUUGUCAAAGCAGUAGCCAGUAAAUUACACGGUGUCGAAGUAGAAGUAGAAAUAAUUAAAACUAAAGAAGAAAAUGACCACGUUCAAUUCCUCAUCACUGAGAAAUCCAGUCAAAGAAGUGAACAAAGUCAACAGGCGGUAGAAGUAGAAGAAACUUUAUAUUUGGAGCCCAAAAUCAGCCCAUACACCUUCUGCAAGGUGUUCCCUUUUCAUUUAAUGUUCGAUAGAUAUCUUCAUAUUGUACAGACUGGAUCUGCGAUUGCCAGAGUGAUUCCAUCGGCUACUUCUUGCGAAUGUAAACUUACAGAUAUACUGAAUCCAGUGAGGCCUCAUUUGGACUUGACGUUUGAAAACAUUUUGGCACAUAUCAAUACAGUUUACGUUUUGCGAACCAAACCUGGACUUAUGAGAACUCAAGCAAAUGAAGAUUUCGCAACUUUACGUCUCAAAGGUCAAAUGCUUUAUCUACCCGAGGAAGAUUUAAUGCUAUUCCUAUGUUACCCCAGCGUCGUUAACUUAGACGAUUUAACCAGACGUGGCCUUUACAUCAGCGACAUCCCUCUACACGACGCCACUCGAGACCUGGUACUUAUGUCCGAGCAAUUCGAAGCAGAUUACAAACUAACGAGGAAUCUGGAAUUCUUGACCGAUAAACUACAACAAACGUAUCGAGAACUGGAAAGCGAAAAACAAAAAACAGACAGCCUAUUAUACUCGGUGCUACCUAUAAGCGUUGCGAAUGAACUCCGUCAUGGAAGACCGGUCUUGCCGAAACGAUACGACUGCGUUACUUUGUUGUUCUCCGGCAUCGUCGGAUUUAGCGACUACUGUGCUGUCAAUUCCGAUUCUAAAGGGGCAAUGAAAAUCGUCCGUAUGCUUAAUCAACUGUAUACAGCGUUCGAUACUUUGACCGAUCCCAAAAAGAAUCCCAAUGUUUAUAAGGUCGAGACAGUCGGAGACAAAUACAUGGCAGUCAGUGGCCUACCCGAACCAUGUCAACAACACGCCCGAUGCAUGGCUAAGCUAGCUCUAGACAUGAUGGACUUAUGUAAAGAAGUAAUCGUUAACGGGAACCCGGUGAGAAUCACAAUCGGUAUACAUUCUGGCGAAGUGGUGACCGGAGUCAUUGGUCAUCGAAUGCCUCGUUACUGUUUAUUUGGCAACACAGUUAAUUUAACAAGUAGGACGGAAACGACUGGCGAACCAGGAAAAAUUAAUGUUUCCGAAGACGCGUACAGAUGUUUGAAAGAUGCAGAAAACAACGACCCUCAAUUCCAUUUCCAAUACCGAGGACCGGUUGUAAUGAAGGGUAAAUCCGAUCCGAUGAAAGUAUGGUUCUUGACACGUAAUAAAGAAUACAUGGUGUAAUAAUUUUCCAUCCGCGGCAUCUCACAGUAUAAUAAGCAAUUAGACAAUUACACGCGAUUGAUUCGCAUCCAAGGAAACGAUUAAAUAACAAUGUAGUCUGCGUUUGUCACCUCAACAGCGAUGACUGCAUUGUUGGAAAAAAUUUCUCUUUCUGUAUCUAUCUAUAUAAGAGUACCUAUAAUUUGUCGCAGAUAGAUAAUUACGAGUACCUUAGGUGAUGUAUAAAGGUGGAAAAAUUAUGGUAUUCGUAUAAUUGUUUGGUGGCGAGAAUAGAACCGCCACUGUUGCUGCUGCGGUGUUGCAUUUUUUAUAUUUUAUUAAUUGGUGUAGUAGGUCUACCGGCAGUGGUAUUCUUUUACUCUGCAGCUUCAAUUCUCGAUCAUUAAAAUUAACUUAUAGAUAGAUUGUAAGUCUUUGGACCAAUUUAUGUAUCCGAUUCGACCUAAUGUUCUCGCUGUGUGUAAAACUAUUUUAAAUUUAAAUGUUUUUACUUAUGAAAAUUCUCUCAAUUAUUUUCAUUAAUGUUGAAAUGCUUUUCCAUAUACCUACUUGAGUGUUCUAUUUCCCUAAAUUUUCUCUCUUUAAUGAUAUUUUUAAAUAGGUAAGAGGAAUUAAAAUCGAAAACAGUUUCAAUUUUUUUUUUCAACUUUUUUAAUAUGACAGGAAAAAGAAAUUAGAGGAACAAUAUUAUGCUGAUUUUACUUUUUGAAAGCCAAACUUGGCGAUAAAUGAUUUCUUUUAUGGUCCUCUAAUUAAAAUUAUGACCCUAAUUUAAAAAAAUUUAUAUGUUUCAUAUUUACCAAUUAUGUUAUCAUUCUUGAGUUUUUGUUUUAGUUUUAUUAUGAUUAAGUAACUAAGUAUCUAUUUAUAUAUUGCCUACCUAACCUACUUUUACCUGCAUAUUUUAAUUACCUAUUUUUUUUUUUUUGGUUUUCAUUUGUUGUGUGUUGGACAUUUGUUUCCUUCUUGAAAUAAACUUUACUUGCGCAAUAAAA
This is a messenger RNA of Planococcus citri (citrus mealybug), 2924 nucleotides long. It is a transcript of the gene Gycbeta100B, whose product is annotated as guanylate cyclase soluble subunit beta-1-like. The transcript is spliced from 14 exons. The record is from RefSeq and is a predicted model, not a curated record. The coding region runs from base 118 to 1929 and encodes 603 amino acids. Lineage: Eukaryota; Metazoa; Arthropoda; Insecta; Hemiptera; Pseudococcidae. Gene Ontology annotation, biological process: cGMP biosynthetic process; response to oxygen levels. Gene Ontology annotation, molecular function: guanylate cyclase activity; heme binding. Gene Ontology annotation, cellular component: guanylate cyclase complex, soluble.